Messenger RNA from Colletotrichum graminicola M1.001, 1461 nucleotides. RefSeq lists its product as uncharacterized. Lineage: Eukaryota; Fungi; Ascomycota; Sordariomycetes; Glomerellales; Glomerellaceae. The transcript is spliced from 3 exons. The coding region runs from base 1 to 1461 and encodes 486 amino acids. The record is from RefSeq and is a predicted model, not a curated record.
AUGGCUGGAAAGCCAACUCCUGACACUGAUGGUGUCUUUUCCGAAACCGAGCCUCAAGCGGAUAUCGUUGUCCAGCUGAAGCACCUAGCCCUGGAACCGCAAACGCAGUACAACGACGAAGUCGUCUCCAGCCCACUUCUGACGGUCCCCCUCAUCGAUAGGUCACCUCCCUCACAAUUCGGCCUCUUUGGCGCCAGCAUCUCGGGAGGUGUCACUUCAUUGGAAGCAACGCGCCUGUUCCACAACGUCGCAUGUCCCUCUAGUGUCUUCAUCUGCGGAAGCCAAGGGUCGGGGAAGAGCAACACACUCGCCUGCCUGCUUGAGAAUUGCCUCAUUCCAAGCCAGCUGGGACAGCUGCCUCAUCCCCUGACAGGGAUCGUCUUCCAUUACGACAGUUUCGUCUCGGACUCUGGCGGUUUGCCAUGUGAGGCUGCGUUCAUAGCCUCCCACGAGCAAGCUUCAGUCAGAGUCCUCUGUGCUCCCACGAAUGUCCGCACAAUCCAGAAAAUCUACAGCGGAAUACCAAAUGUCACGAUCAAGCCCUUGAAGCUGAGCGACGAUGACCUCAACACUCGUCGCAUGAACGACCUGAUGGCCGUCGGGGAAGGCGGCUCUAUGCCGCUCUACCUCCACGUAGUCAACCGUAUCCUGCGAGAUAUGCGCAUGAAGCAACAGAGAACCGGCCUCGGCUUCAGCUACGCCGAGUUCAGAAGGCUCCUGGGCCGCGAGGACUUGACUCCAGGCCAGCUAAACCCUCUGAACCAGCGUCUUGACACCCUAGAGAGCUUCAUGGCGAAGGAGACGCUCGGUUGUUCUGGGCAGUUGACAGUUGUUGACCUGUCAUGCCCUUGCGUGACUGCGGAGCUGGCUUGCUCCCUCUUCAACAUCUGCUUGUCGCUCUUCCUUGAGCAACAGUCCCCUAUCGGCCGUGUAGUUGCACUCGACGAGGCACACAAGUACAUGAAGGAGUCUGGGGAAAGCCAGGCCUUGACAAACGCACUCCUCGAAACAAUCCGGCUCCAGCGUCAUCUGGGCGUCCGAGUGCUUAUCUCAACGCAAGAACCAACAGUUUCGACGAAACUUCUCGACCUCUGCUCAAUGACGGUGGUGCAUCGUUUCACCUCCCCCGACUGGUUACGCACUCUUGGCAAGCACCUGGCGGGAAUCUCAUCCAUGUCGGUUACGGUGACGGACGAAGAGGAUGAGGUUCAGGCAGUGAGUCCGAUUCCUAUCGGAGGUAAGGACCCGAUGAUGGAGGUGUUCAGCAUGAUUGUUUCGUUGCAUACGGGACAAGCUCUGGUUUUUGCACCAAGUGCGGUGCUUGCUCUGCACGGGAAGGGUGUGAGUGAGCCGGCUGUGCUGCAGCGACUGGCCCAUCGGGCGCUGAGAGUCAUGGUUCGCUCUCGACUCACCAGAGAUGGAGGAAGAACUGUGAUGGCAAUAGGAGACAGCACAACUUGA